Molecule: messenger RNA, 540 nt
Organism: Fulvia fulva
Lineage: Eukaryota; Fungi; Ascomycota; Dothideomycetes; Mycosphaerellales; Mycosphaerellaceae
Exons: 1
Coding region: 1-540 (179 amino acids)
Source: RefSeq, a predicted model, not a curated record
AUGGCUCUACACGUCUCUACUACGCGAGCGGACGACUAUGGAUCGUUGCAAUCUUCGUCUCUACAUUCACGAACAUGGACGCAUAAACCUCCGACUCUUGGCGUCGCCGACACUCAGUACCUACUCGAGACGCUCUCAGCUGCUCUGAUGGAAGCACAUCUCUCAGACAAUCCCCUCGAGCAUGACGUUGUGCACAAACACUGCAGCCCAGACUUCCGCAUGUUCAGCGAGAACGUACACGAAUGCUCAUUCCCUCAAACUCGCAACCUGCAUGAGCAUCUGGCGAAUAUUAAAGAUCUGAAGGAAGCCAAUCCGCAGUGGAAGAAAGACUGUCAGAACUACUCGGCAACAAUCCAGGAAGGCGCAGAUCAUGCUAUUGUCUGGUUCACCACGAUGGGAACUGGCGGACCUGUGGGAUGUAGCACAAAACGCGAGAGCAUCAGCCGACUUUGGUGGCGCCGUCGAGAGACUGAUGGGGUAUGGGAGACUUAUCAGCAGAGGUGUAUACGAGGACCUGGGAAUCUUUUCGCGCAGUCGUGA